Oryzias melastigma (Indian medaka) is the source of this 3268-nucleotide messenger RNA. It is a transcript of the gene spty2d1, whose product is annotated as SPT2 chromatin protein domain containing 1. Gene Ontology annotation, cellular component: nucleolus. Gene Ontology annotation, biological process: regulation of DNA-templated transcription; nucleosome assembly. The transcript is spliced from 6 exons. Gene Ontology annotation, molecular function: histone binding; DNA binding. The record is from RefSeq and is a predicted model, not a curated record. Lineage: Eukaryota; Metazoa; Chordata; Actinopteri; Beloniformes; Adrianichthyidae. Bases 466 to 2586 code for a protein of 706 amino acids.
AUUAUUUGGUCAAGAACAGUCUCUUUUGCUGAAAAACGCUGUAGCUUAACCGGAAAUGCGUGUCAGACUGUCAUCACACAUCCGGUUUUAAUCUGUGGAUCUUUAAUUUUCCUCUCGCUCGUAUGAACUUGCAGCCUAACGAUGGUUGUUUCUGGUGACACUUUCUCAGAUGAAUUUACCAGCAUCUUAGAGUUCCGGUAAAUCACACGGUUCUUUGUUGGUCAUCAGAGGAAACAGGAAGUCCUCCUCCUGAGGGUUUACUGACGUGAACGGUGGCUAAGCUAGUUAGCAUUCGGUAGCAUGACGUGAAGCAGACAUUUCUCUGUCGUCUCGCCUCGUGGAAUCCGUGGUUUUCCAUAAGAGUUCGAGUUGACGAGCGCUUUCCAUUCCAAAGAGUAAUCUGAUAACUCCCGGUUGGGCUCCGUUUCUUUCGCUGCUGCUGAGCCUUCAUUCUCUGCCGCAAAAAUGAUGGACUUUGACAACAUCCUGGACAUCGCGUCUCAGAACCAGGGGCUCAGCAGUGUUCAGAGACGAUACAGUUUAGAAACUGGACCGCCCAAAAGGGACCCCAAGUCCAAAGGUGUGAAUCCUGCGGCUGUUCAGGCGUUGCUAAAGAAGCGGACCAAUGACACUAAACUGAAAGAAAUGGAGAUGAAAAAGCAGAAGCAGGAUCUUCUGGCUAAGAGGGUCGAGUUGAAGUCGGAUCGGAAAGCUCGAGCCAUGGCCUCCAGGACAAAGGACAACUUCAAAGGUUACAACGGGAUUCCGGUGGUGGAUGUUCCCAAAAAGAGGGGUUCAAAAGCAGAUAAACAGGACAACGAUCAUGAGCAGGGAUUCCAGAAUAACUCCAUUGACCCUUUAGACGACGAAGAUAAUUAUGAGUACGAGCAGACGGACUCGGAGGAGGAGCCUGAGCCGCUGAGACCCGGUAGACCUGCAGAGGUUCAUGGGAGCAGCAGGAAGUUUCCUCAGAAGCCCUGUGGACCACCCAGGCCUUCUGCUCCUCCCGCCAUGAACUUUGCUGAUUUGCUGAAGCUGGCAGAGAAGAAACAGUUUGAACCUGUUGAACUGAAACCCAAAGCUGUGAAAAAAGAAGAGCGGCUCCACACGGCCAGCGAGAUCCGAGAAAUGGAGAUGGAACGCAAAGCCAAGAGACUCGACAAACACAAAGAAGUGAAGCCAGAACGGGAACGAGACGCCAGGCCCCAGUCCAGCUCCAGUCUGAUGAGGAAAACCCCUGCAGAUAAGGAGCAGAAGUUCAGUAAACCCCAGAAGAGCUCUGGAGAGAAACCCAUCAAAGCAGUUAAGAAGGGGCUCCCAUCUUCUUCAACCGCUAGAAGCUCCUCGUCUUCUUCCUCCGUUCAUGAAAGAGAAGACCGAGUCAAGGCGUCUCGCAACAACGAACACAGACCAAAACCCGGCUUCACAUCAGCUGCUGUCUCCAGUAAAGUUCCUUCAAAACCCGCGUUGUCUCAGGUCUCUACACCUCCAUCCAGCCAGAAAUCCAGCACCUCAAGUGACCUUAGCUUCAGGAAAGACCCAUCCCUGCUUCAGAAAGGAGGGAGCAGAACUUCUAGUACAGCUGGCAUGGUUCAGAAGUCUCAGCACGGGAGCUCGCCGCAGUUCAGAACCACUCAGGGUGGACUCGCUAAGCCGGGACCAGCAGGCCGACCCGUAAAGCCUGCUAAAGCAGAACUCCCAAAUCCUGGAAUUCCUCCUGGAGUCAAAUUGAGCAGCAACUCCAUGACGAGACUUCCUGCAGGGGGUCCUCCUCGGACAGGGGGCCAGCCUCUUGGAAGGCCUGGUGGCACUCCCCAGGCAAGACCUGGAAGCGUCCCACAGGUGAGACCGGGAGGUGGCCACCCUGGAACGUCCGGACCUCGGCCCAGUAGACCUGGAGGGCAGGUUCCAGGGCGGCCAGCUGCCGGCCCGGGACCUGCAAGACCUAAGUGCACCGUGGUGUCGGAGACCAUUUCAUCGAAGAACUUCGGUGGACCUAGAUUGGGAGCUGCGGCCCAGGCCGGCAUCCCAAACAGGCCAGGAAUGGGACCUCGACCGGGCAUGGGACCUCGACCGGGCAUGGGACCUCGACCGGGCAUGGGACCUCAACCAGGGAUGGGACCAAGACCAGGGAUGGGACCUCGACCGGGGAUGGGACCCGGACCAGGGAUGGGACCUCGACCGGGGAUGGGUCCUCGACCGGGAAUGGGACCUCGACCAGGGAUGGUGCCAAGACCAGGAAUGCCACCCAGACCACCGGGACCGAUGCUGCCGCCCAUCACAUCCGCCUACAAAAGGAAAUACGAGGAUGAGGAGGAAUACGACUCCGAGAUGGACGACUUCAUCGACGACGGUGGCGAGGAACAGGAAGAGAUCUCCAGACACAUCAAGGAGAUCUUUGGAUAUGAUCGAAACAGAUACAAAGACGAGAGCGACUACGCCCUGAAGUUCAUGGAGAGCAGCUGGAAAGACAUGCAGAAGGAAGAAGCACGAAGCCUCAGACUGGCCGUCCAGGAGGACCUGGAGGAGGAGAAGAGGGAAGAAGAGGAGAUGAAGAAGAAAGCCAAGAGGAAAAAGACCAGCUGAAGCUGAUCUGUCGCAGGGAUGGAGACUUUACAGAAAUGGGGAAAAAGUGAAGGGAAGAACUGGGCUCCGCCCACACCAACCCACACCGCCUUCCCUGAAGAUUUUACGUUGAUGGACAGUCUGAAUUCAAAUGAAUUCCUCCUGAAAAUGUUACAGAAGCAGAAGGCACUAGUAUAUAUAUAACAGAAGCGCUUAUAUAGUAUUUAUUUUCUCAUGGAGAGUUAGAUUGACCAUCAGUCCAACAUGAACUUCAGCAGAGCUUUGGUUCAGACACAGCGAUAGAUCUUUGAACACAGCAGUAGAUUUUUGGAUACAGCGAUAGAUCUUUGGAUACUGUGAUAGAUCUUUGGUUCAGACACAGCGAUAGAUCUUUGGAUACUGUGAUAGAUCUUUGGUUCAGACACAGCGAUAGAUCUUUGGAUACUGUGAUAGAUCUUUGGUUCAGACACAGCCUGAGAUCUUUGAACACAGCAGUAGAUUUUUGGAUACAGCGAUAGAUCUUUGGUUUGGACACAGCGAUAGAUCUUUGGACACAGCAGCAGAAAUCUGCUUAGUUCCGUUUUUUUCUCUAUUUCUAUCUGAAAUAAAUUUUUCAAUUUUUUCAAAAACAUUUCAAAACUUUAAACUCACAUUUGAAGGACUUUGACAAAGAAUUUCAUUAAACUGUUGGCAUUUCUCAUUU